ACAGGAAAGCCCCAGAUAUAAUCCAUCCUGUUUUAUUACUACUACUACUUAUGAACACAAAGCUCUUUGCCCUGCUACCAACACCAUGAAUAUGAACCUUAUAGGUACUAUCAAUAUUGUGGGCAAGGCAUCCCAGUGUUCCAGUGGUGUCUUUCAGUUCCUAUCUCCUUGUGGCUACAUGAGAACCUGCACCGCCUCACUCACUGAGCACACCAAAUGAUGCCAAGCUGCUCAUACAAGUAAAAAACAAGGAGGACUGUGAAAUAUUACAGCAGGACUUUAACAAGAUCUGGAGAUUGUGAACUGCUGACAUUAUGGCAUCUGGAAGACAACUACGCAGUGGGAAAGUGGUCAGCGAUACAAGUGUACAGGAUGAACCAACUGAGAAGAGAAGAAAGGUAAACCUUGCCACAAGGUUGCCCAGUGAUGUGUAUCUCAUUAGACAACCCAGCUCCAGCAUCAGUGGAUCUCAACUCCCUACUAAUCGCCAGGUGUUCUAGUAUUUCCUGCAUUUGAGAAAUGAGAAUCCCAACAUUGACAAUAGGUCUCUAGCUCAUGAUACAGUGGAUGUCGUUUUACCAUUCUGGAGGAUGGCAAGGAUUAAAACAUUAACUAGACCAAAUGCAGUCAACCACUUCAUAGUCCUCCAUGAAAAGUACAGGAAAAUUGUCAAAAACAAGGGAAGAGAUAUCAAACUAGAGGAAGAGAAACGAACCGACUUUCUGAAGGACAAAGACAAGUUAUUUGAUAUUGGAUCAAAAGAUGCUGUGGAGGAGAUAAGAACCAACAGGCUGCUCACGAAGGAGACCAAGAAGGAGGACGUCAAUUUUUACUUGGACCAACAGACCACUCGACUGGCACACAUGUCUGGUCAUGACAAGGUGCAUGAGAAGUAUAAAGAGAAAAGCUUCCGAGAAGAAAGAGAAGAGAGAAUGUUAUCAUCAGUGACUGCUGCAGCAGCAGAAGUUGGGAAAAUUUCAACUGAUGAAGACUUAGAGAACAGUCAAGGCAGUAGUACUAAAAUACACUGUUCAAAAUACACUAAGCCAACACCAGGCUGUUCAUUAAAACCAAGUACAAUAACCUUACACUUUCCACGGUCAGUUAUGACCAGUAAAGAGAUUUGUAGCGCUGCAGAUCGGUUGUCACACUCUGACAACCAGACUAGGCUACAGCCAUGGUGUCUGCAAUGUUAAAGGCAGGAGGCGCGUAUCUUGACUUUGUUAAUCAGCCUCCACUACAAGACGAAACAGGAUAAACACUCGCCAUAACUUGAGCCAAAGUUACAUGAAUGACUUCAAGGAAAGUCCGCCAGAUUACUGCACAUUACACUGGGAUGGAAAACUUGUAAGGGAUGUUCUUGGUGAAACAUACCCAGUAGAAAGUCUUGUGGUGCUCGUCUCUGGUGCUCCACAGUAUGAAGAAGGGAAGCUACUUGGUGUACCCUUCAUAGAAAAGGCCACAGGAAUCCAGCAAUGUAAUGCUACAUUGGAGCUGAUAGAAACAUGGGGUCUCACAGACAAUAUUGUAGGCUUAGUAUUUGAUACCACAGCAAGCAACAGUGGCAUCAACAAGGGUGCAGCGAAGCUGAUUGAAGAAAAAUUAGACAAAAAGGUAUUCUACUUGGCUUGUCGCCAUCACAUAUCAGAGGUAAUAAUUGGAGGUGCAUGGGAGGCUGUGUUCAGCAAGGUCAAGAGUCCUGACAACCCAAUGUUCAUCAAUGUGAAAGAGAAGAGAGACAAGUUGGAUAAGGACUGCCCAAGAGUUCUGGGCCUAGUUGAACAAGACUUGAAACAGAAGAAGACAAAUACAAUUGCAGUCGUAAGCAAUUUUCUUGAGAAAGCAAGUCCGAGGGCAGAUUACAGAGAGGUGGCAGAGCUGUGCCUGAUCCUCCUUGGUGAGGAACCUCCUCAAGGUAUCCACUGGGCCAAGCCAGGUGCCAUUCACCAGGCACGCUGGAUGGCCAGAAACAUUUACUGUAUGAAGAUGCUCAUGUUUUCUAAGGAACUCAAAUACAACAAGGACACUAUCUUCAAGCUGGAGAGGAUGAACAAGUUCCUGGUCUUAUUCUACACCAGCCACUGGAUGACUACCACAUCUGCUGCUGACGCACCUAUCCAUGACCUCCAGCUUAUGAAGUACAUGCUGCAAUACAAGGAGUAUGACUAUGAACUGGCGACCUCUGUUCUCAAGAAAAUGAACAACCACCGCUAGCUAGUAUCUGACCCAGGAACUGGUGACAUUUACUUUCUUCAGCUCACAUGACAGCAUGACCAAGUCUGCAAAGGAGAAGCUCGCAAUCAAGCUGUCAGAAACAGAGAAACCUGAUAGCUACAAGAAAGGCAAGCCAGUGUUUCCUGUCAUCAACACAGCUACAGCUCUCACAGACCUGGUAGGGCCAGAGUCUCAAUUUCUGUUAAAUGCUCUUGGGAUGGAAUGUGACUGGCUAACUACUCCUGCUGACACCUGGGAAGACAAUGACAGCUACAAAAAUGCACAGAAGUUUGUGAGGUCAGUGAAAGUGACCAAUGAUGUGGCUGAGAGAGGUGUGAAACUGAAGAGUGACUUCGCGACUCAGAUCACAACUGACCUAGAGCAGAGAAGCAGCUUACUACAAGUUGUGGAGUACCACAGGAACAAAUUUGACAGUUUCAAGAAAGCCAUAUUGAACAAGUGACAAUACAUGUAUUAGUGACAUCCUAUCUGACAGUUUCUUACACAAUAUUUGUGUCAGUGCAGUGCUAUCAUACUACGUACCACGUUGAUUAUUUGAAGUGUCCCAUCUCAAGACACAGAUACACAUGUACAUGUGUAUCAUAUUUGUCUUUACCUGUAGUUAGUUUAAUUUGCAUAUUAUUGUAAUAUGUAUGUUUGUGCAUUAAAAAUAUCCAUCAAUUUGCAUAUCAAUGUAAUAAUAUGUAUGUUUGUGCAUCAAAAAUAUUUAUGUUUGUGCAUUAAAAUUAGUUAAAAUUUACACAGGUGUUCACGUGUUUGACACCAUAAGCAAGAAAAUUUUAUUAGCUUUCAUUUGGUACCACUUUCAAUGCUAUAGCAUCAACCUCUGGCAAGCUACAACGAAAACAAGGACAUAAUAUCCCGUAUUUUGCAGCGUUUUUGAAAAACGUCAACAGUAAAAUUACAUGGCUCUUGAGGCAAGCAUAGCCUGACUGGUCUUCAGAAGCCGAAGCAGCCUUCACUUCUGCUAAAGAAGAGCUCUCAGCAGUCUCCACUCUUUCCUUCCCAUCUCCUGACGCCAGCAUCUCCAUCUCCACUGGCGCGUCCAGUGUUGGGAUAAGUGCCAUACUCCAACAAUACAUCAGUGGUGGCUGGAGAUCUCUUGUCUUCUUCUCCAAGUUCAGUGCUGCAAAAUCCAAGUAAAGUGCCUUUGACAGGUAGCUUCUCGUCAUCUACAGAGCCAUCAAACGCUUCCGCUACUUCGUUGAAGGCCAGAAGUUCCAUAUCUUCACCGACCACAAGCCUCUCACGAGUCUUCCACAAUAACAAAUCUACCUACACUCCACGCCAGCUACGGCACAUCGAAUACGUGUCACAGUUCACCACCGACAUCCGAUAUGUUAAAGGCUUUGAAAACGCCCCUACUGACGCACUCUUUCGCAAUAUCAACGCUGUGUCUUCCUCCCUCAUCGACUACGCCACCGAUGCUGCAGACCAAGUGGACGACGCUGAGCUGCAGCAGCUGAAAGAAAAUGCCGCACUGCAGAUGAGGAAGGUACAGAUACCUGGAACAACCGUGCAGCUGUACGCCGACGUCUCCACGUCCAACGUCCAGCCUUACCUGCCUGAGCGCCAUCGCUACCCAAUGUUCAGUCAGCUGCACGACCUCUCUCACCCUGGCAUCUGUGUGUCGCAGCAGCUGAUGACAUCACGCUUCAUUUGGACUGGCAUCAACAAAGAUGUCAGGCUGUGGACCUGCAUUUGCUUGAAGUGCCGAGCU
Messenger RNA from Portunus trituberculatus (swimming crab), 3955 nucleotides. RefSeq lists its product as uncharacterized. NCBI's taxonomy places the organism in Eukaryota, Metazoa, Arthropoda, Malacostraca, Decapoda, Portunidae. Bases 1288 to 2214 code for a protein of 308 amino acids. The transcript has 3 exons. The record is from RefSeq and is a predicted model, not a curated record.